Molecule: messenger RNA, 216 nt
Organism: Fusarium poae
Lineage: Eukaryota; Fungi; Ascomycota; Sordariomycetes; Hypocreales; Nectriaceae
Exons: 3
Coding region: 1-216 (71 amino acids)
Source: RefSeq, a predicted model, not a curated record
AUGGGUCCUGACAAGUCAUUGCCUGCGCUCCUAGCUGCGUUACUCCUGCGCCCGCUUUGGCUUCUCAAUGAUGUGUGCUUCCAAGAGACCCGGAUGCAGAAGGAUGUCCACAAGUCGCUGAUUGACGCGAAGCGUGUGGCCGUGUUCGAGUGUAAGCCAAACAAGGACAAGGAUGAGGAGGCCAGGGACAACAGCGAGGCCAAGGAUACAUAUUAG